UCGGCUGCGCCCCCUCGCUAAACCCCCGCCACUGGAUCAGAGGACGCCGAUGUGCAACAACUACUCCAACUUCUGCCAUGGCGGAGCCCCCCUCCUCCGGCUCGCCUCACACCCACUGAGGACACGGGGCAUGCAUGGGCGACGCCAGGGAUCCAGGCUCACGCAUCCUCUACGUCAGUGAUUCGCGGUCUGAGGAAACAUGGUGAGCAAGGAGGGCGGCAAAUGCAUGCUCACCAACUCAGAGUCUGACUCGGAGGCAGCGCCCCUGCCCUCCACCUCGCUGGCGCUGGAGGUGAAGUAUUCCCUGGAAGCCAGUCGACAGGUGAGGAAGAGAAACAAGGCCCUGCAAGUGCGUUUCAAGGAUAUCUGCGAGGCACAGAACGAGCAGAGGGAGGCGGAGCUGCAGGCGGCAGGGAAAGGCGGCAAGCCCAUCUCCUACAAGGUGGCGUACCGCAAGUACAUGACCGUCCCCGCCCGCCGCUCCAUCCCGAACGUCACGAGGAGCACGGGCGUGCAGACCUCCCCCGAUCUGAAGAAACGCUACCAGACCUUUCCCUUUGAGCGCAAAAAGGGCCACACCUUUAAGCACGUGGCGGCCGUGGAAACGUACAGAGGUCAGAAUAACGGCUUUGUCAUGGAGGUGAAGCAGCCCGUGGCUGCCGUGCAGGGUUUAGAUGAGGAGGAGGAGGAGGAGGGAGCCUGCGGUGGGAGUGGAGUCCGGAGGACCAGGGCUCUGCUCCAUACUAAUGAGUGCAUCGCCACAGUGGAGCAGCACACUGCACCUGAUGGCCUGUGCUCUGACGCGCUGCAGCUCAGUUGCUCCGCAGACACGGAGCGCCUCGCAGGCACGCAGAGAGGAGGCGGAGCCGGAGCGCGGGACGAGUACCAGCUCUGCGGCGUCCCAUCCAAAGCCAGGACAGGAUUACAACGCGGGGAGGCCGACGCGGACCGCUCGGCCAAGAGGCAGCUGCUCAACCUGGAGGCGGGCUCGUCCCGGACCCUGCCGGACAGGGCCUCCAAGGUUACGGGCCCCAUCGCCUGGAACUCCCUCACGCAGGUGGAGUGCUUGGACAGCCCGUCGGUGCGCAGCAAGCGGAAGAAAGCGCUGCAGCUCAACGGGCUGCAGAGUGAGACGCUACCACGUUCCGGCGGAGGCUGCACAACGCAGGCACAGUGCCACACGGGACAGCUGUCUGCCCGGCCUCUGCGGGGCAUGGACGAGCCCCUGGCACCGUGUGGAGGGGACGAGGUUGGCGGAGCGGCGUCCGACCAAACACAGGAGGCCUGCAAGCAAAUAGUGCCUAUGAAACAGGACGGGGAGGUUAAAGCACAGCUGCAGGCAAUGGAAAAUCUCAUCAGCUCCAGCCAAGAGACCAUCAAGGUGCUGCUGGGGGUCAUCCAGGAGCUGGAGAAGGGGGAGGCCCACAGAGAAGGACUCACCUAUCGAACGGGACAGGACACGGCCAACUGCGACACGUGCCGGAACAGCGCUUGCAUUAUUUACAGUGUGGAGCUGGACUUCAAGCAGCAGGAGGACAAGCUGCAGCCGCUGAUGCUGAGGCUUGGCCCCGCGCCCGACGGCCACUUCGCCUCCCUGCCUUACCCACAGGAGGCGUUUACCUCCACCCCUAAGCGCAAGUCCAAAGCCGACUCCAAGAAGCACGCCCGCUGGAAACUUUGGUUCCUGUGAAGACGAGGAACCGCCUCCUUAACCGGCCCCCGACGCACAGGAUUAAUGCGUCCGCCUGGCUGGCCAAAGUUCAUUUUAUGUCCCCGUUUGGCUUCUGGCACACCUGGUCACUGACUGGACAGCGCCACGAGCGGACACUGAGAGUGCCCCGUCAGAUGGAUUCAGAGUUAUUUUUGAACUAAUUUCUUCAAACGGGGGCGUGAAAUCGCACCAGCGCAACCCAUUUGGAGAUCAGCGGGGCGAAAGGACGAAUCCGAUUUGCCCUCGGCCUAUUUGCAUUAUAUUUUUCUAGCAGACGUCUGGGGGUGGGGGGGGCUGGGUUCCGAUCUACGAAAGUGGCUGAGUAACCGUCACGUUUCCAGCCACCUUUUGGGACUCUCGUCUUUUCUUUCCAGCCAUCCAGAAGAGGACGGCUUAUCGGCCAGGAUGCUCCAGAGGUCCACGUCGGCAGCAUAUCAACGCACCGCAAAGCACAAUUCACACUGUUCAGGAUUUUUCUCCAGAGUAAUCAAAAACAACUAUUUUGAGUAUUAGCUCACAAAUGUACACCGCCUACCAACUAUGACAGAAUGAAGACUUUCAUAGUAUCUAAAGAAGAAACCGAAAGGACAAAAGAAGCGAUGUUUAUUGGAAUUCAACUUUCUAUCUCUGAAAUGUCUCCUUGAGUCAACUGACUUUGAAGUAAAAUAAAUGAAUAAAUAACACUUAUUUUCUUAAUAACAUUUGCAAAGUUAGACGUCAAUGUACUUUUUUCUAUAUAAAUAUCUAUUUACAUUUACUUUAAGGUUUAGUGGACUAAUAUAUAUAUAUGGGCUGCAGUGAAGGGGGUGUGCAUUAGAUAAAGUAGUACAUAGAAGGACGACCUUUCAUUAAACUACUAACCUCAAAGUGCAUACAGUCAUUGAAACCCAAACCACCCUGAAGUAAACAAGUCCAACCAAACCUCCUCAGUAUAAAACUGUAGCAGUCUGGUCCACCAGAGAAAAACAAAAAACUUUGAAAAAUCCUCUAUUGUUUCUCUUCAUGAAACCAAGUCCAACAUGUAACGUUGGUCUGCAGGCACGUGUGACGGGCGACAGAAGAUGGCUGUGAUUGUAUCGCUGCAGCAUCCUGCAUCAGCUGCUCUGUGAGCCACCGACACCGAGCCAGAGAGACUGAAUGUGCCACUGCUGAUCACAACCAGGGCUUCUAAAGUGCAGCAGGCGUGUAGCCUUGCAUGCUUUUUACAACCCUUUGGACUUUGCAGGAGAUUUUCUAGCUUUUGAAGUAAGAUUUUUUUUUUUUAAAGAAGUGUUUUUCUUUUUUUUCGCCCCAACAUCGCUUUCCGUCUAUAAGAUUGUGAAGUCAAACCUCUUGUUGUAACUCUACACAGGGUUGAGACACUAUGUACAGCCAGGAUGAUAUAUUUGCGUUUAUUCUAUAUUACUAUAUGUUGUAUAGCAUCAAAUAGGGCUAAUACCAUAUUAAAUGAGUGGGGAGAAAACAUUGUGUAAAAGAGCGCCUGCAGGACGUCCCUCUCAAAGCCAAAAAGCACUGCCGCAAAAAAACAUAAGAAAUGCGCCGAAGGGGUUUCAAGGCCAUGAGAGACGCAUCCUCCGCCACAGCGAUACCGUGCUAACUACCGGACGUCACUGGUCUCACCUCGCUGCUUUCCGUUGGCUAUGUGACUCUCACCCCAUCUCUUGUAGGUUUCUUUCACUAGUUACGCUGUAGCAUCAAAAGAGAACUAGAUGUUUAUCUGUACCUUAAAAGAAGUGCAAUUGAUUGAAUAUUUGCAAUACUGUGUUUUUACACUGUUUUUAAAAAGACAACUCAAAAUAAAAGGUAUUUAAUAUGCAAA
Messenger RNA from Gasterosteus aculeatus aculeatus (three-spined stickleback), 3530 nucleotides. RefSeq names its product inhibitory synaptic factor 2A (gene insyn2a). Lineage: Eukaryota; Metazoa; Chordata; Actinopteri; Perciformes; Gasterosteidae. Gene Ontology annotation, cellular component: postsynaptic density. Gene Ontology annotation, biological process: inhibitory postsynaptic potential. The record is from RefSeq and is a predicted model, not a curated record.